Molecule: messenger RNA, 10379 nt
Organism: Anthonomus grandis grandis
Lineage: Eukaryota; Metazoa; Arthropoda; Insecta; Coleoptera; Curculionidae
Exons: 2
Coding region: 3937-9237 (1766 amino acids)
Biological process (GO): DNA integration
Molecular function (GO): nucleic acid binding
Source: RefSeq, a predicted model, not a curated record
CAGGUUAAAAUUGGCAUUUUAUACUCUUUAUUAAAGCACUAAUUACAGUUAUAUUUUCAAAAUAGAUAUUUUACAAAUAUUAAUGAUUGAUACUAGUAAUGCCCUCUCUGUAAUAGCCUCCCAAGUAACCCAUAGUUCUGUUCUCUAGCCAUUUCAAAUUACAGUAUUCUUUUUUUUAAGGACACAUUUAGUUUUGUACAUUUCAGCUUCAUAUUGUACUGGUUGUUAAUGAAAUUUUAUUUAUACUCUUAUAAAACCCGGUUCUGGACUAAAGAAAUAUUUUAGAAUUUAAAUUAUAUCCCAUAUUGCUUAUUCCAUACUUUAUUUAAUUAUUUUAUAACGAAUAAUGAUUAAUUGGGCAUGUACAAUUAUUGUGUAUGUUGUACUGUUCAUAGUACAAUAUCUGAUUUUGGCUUGACCAUACCAGAUAUGCUGGUUGAUUUUACUCGGACUGACCUAUCUAAUUUUUGUCUCUUUUUAUCUAAUGUAAAUAUUAGUUUUCUUGGAAGAUAGCAAGAAGUUGCUGGUCUAGGCAAAAUCGAAAUUGAUUGUCAUAGUGACACAUAUUUUCAUUGCCAACUUCCUUGGGCCACAAAUUUUGUUAUUUAUUUUUUAUAAAAGGUUUUAUGGUACUUAUAAAAAAAAGUUAAGUUAUUUUGUUAUAUAUUUCGAUUGGCAAUACACUUUGUGCGUGAUUGCUUAAAUACGGGUUUGACCUCUGCGGUCGUUCCUUUUUCCCAGACCGCCGUCAUGAAGUGAAGAGUGCUUUAGUUCUUUAUGAAAUUCGUGUGAAUUUUACCCAUAUGGGGAUAUAAUUGACUAAAUGUGGUGAUAGUAAAUCAACUUUUUGGGCGUAAUGCUGUAAUUUGUUGUUUUGUUGAAUUUACUGGCCUUUAUGGCGAUUUAAAACCUAAUAAUUUUUCACGUGCCCUCGAACAUCGGCAAAAUAGCGGUUCUGAUUGGCAUUGGCAGGGGACAAUUUUAAUUAGCAAAGCUACAUAACAUGGAUUUUGAACGGAUUUUUUUUGUACGGACCUGAUUUCUUCAUGUCACAUGGUGCUUUCGUUUUGGGGUUAUGUACUCUACUGGCUCUAAUCUAGAAGGAGAUUUUAAGCAACUGUGAGCUAACGUCUAACCUAGACCACUACCAGAGCUUGGCGUAUUGUGAAGUGGAAGAGGUGAAGCUUGGAAGCCUGCAGUUUUUUUUCUUUGACUGGGAUUUGGAUGUCUGGGAGAGUCUCGAAUCUGAAGUAGUCUGCUGUGUGUGGAGCUAGGUGACACAACAUAACAUUUUUUUUAUUCUCUUAUUUUAUUUUUAUUAUCACAACUUUUAUCUUUUGAGUUGAGAUACAUACAUAAGCUUAUUUAAAAUUUUAUUGACAUUAUUUAAUCGAUGCUAUUUUAUUAUUGAAUAUUACUGAUAAGAGUACAUAUAUGUGUGACAAGUGACUCCUGUGAGGUAAGACGCAGCCGGCUUCGUAGUACUACGAGUAUAUACUUGGGUUAUAUUAUUUAUUUUCAGACUACUCCUAAGAUGUCAAAUUUUCUCAGAUUAGCUAGUAAAUAUUAGAGUAAACUAAUAAAAGGGUAAUUUUUAAGUGGGGAAGCUUCAACAGUUAGGGUUGUUAUUUUUUUUUUUUUGCUUAGGUCAAUGUCUGUGGCGGGAUAUACCGGGCCAUGUAAGUUAUUAGUUUAAUUGAAUUGAAGCUUCAUUCCCCAAAGUUUGGGUGUAACAUAAUUUAUUUUAUUUUGACAACCACACUUUGAUUGUGUAUUUUUUUGUGUGAUGUUGUGGUUCCUUAUUACCAACUUAAAUAAUUAUUCCUCUUAAUGAUAAAUAAGAUAACAUAAUUCUCUGUGAUAAUCAAGACUUAAAUAAAUUGUUAUUUUCUGUUGUUAAUUUGUUUUUCACUUGAGUUGAGUAGGUUGGAAUAUCAUAGGUAAUUUGGAAACAAUAGUGUAUACUGAUUUGACUUUGAUUUUGUUUUCCAAGUUUCGUUUUGAACUUGCCUAAAUAAAUUUUGAUAAAUAUUGGGCGUCCUUUGGGAUUAUAUAAAAUCCAAAACUUGGUGGCGCCAUACUGAUUUUGACAUUUAGUUGGGUAACUCUUGGGUAGUUACUACCUAAGAAAUUUUGGUUCAUUUGGUUGAGAAAGAAGCUAGAACCCACAUCGGCUUGAGCUAGCAGCAUUGUGAAGGAUUCCUUCUCUGGGCGUUUCAGGUAAGAGGGGUUAAGUUCCUCCGGGCAUCAAACAACUUUUGGAGACCCUCUUAAGGCCAUAAACCUUUCACUAUUUUUAGUACUUCUUUUCUUUUGAUUAACUUGGCAUUCAUCGCUUCACUACCAUCAUUCCAUUUUAUUGCACUUUAGAAAAAAAAAAUAUAACAUAGUUUUAUGUCGAGACAUUCACCAGGGGCCAAUUGUGAGGAGGAUGAGACUGACGGGCCCUUGGAUAAUUUUAAACAUUUCAUUUUAAAUGAUAAUUUCCAAAAACAAGAUGUUAGCGAAGAAAAAAGUACAAAUAUCGAAGAAAAUAUUAAAAGCCUUCCUCCUGCUUUAAUUAUAAGGAGAUCAAAAAUAGCUAAAUGCACUUAUAAUUAUAUAUCUGGAUUUAUUUUAAGAAAAAUGAAUAAGUUAAUUAAAUGUAAACGAUGUAAACAAAACAUGUCUGGUAGAGAUCAAAUGGUGGAUCUUGAUUUCAUUCAAGCCCGACAAUAUGAAAAUUGUAAGUUAGCGAUUCCAGGAACCUAUCUUAAUUAUUUAGUUAGUGAGGCAUUACCAAGGCUAUUUUACUUAAUACCUAGAGUAUGUGACAGGGAAAAAGUUUACAUAGUGUUACAAAACAUUUUGUCAAAAGAGAUUUACACUAAUUUACUUAAUUGUAGUAAGCAUAACGAUACAAACAAGAUCUUUUUAAAGUAUGUAGUAAGGUGCUCUCUUUUUUUUGGUGCAAAAAAAAAUCUAAUAUUAAAAGGCUGUUAAGAAAAUUUGCUACUUUAAAUAAUAUUUAAGUUUAAUACAUUUUUGACCGUACGAAAACUCCUUCUUCUUGCGAAAAGAGCCAGACGGUUUUCCGAGUAUCUUCUUCCCGGCUUGAAAAAUAAUAUUUGUACGUAUUUGGUAGUUUAGUUAAGUUUUGGUUGUCGAUUAGUAUUCGUUACGAUGACAUAAGUUUAAGUCCGUGGCCGUCGUGGAUUGUAACGAUAUUUUAUAUCGGCAGAAUUUACCAUUUUAUGUGUUUUAAUACCGUGAUAAAUGUUAAUUGAACCAGUGAUGUACAGUCUGUGUUUUUAACGAAAUAAAAAUCCGAUUAAGAUAAAUUUGAGUCGCUUUUAUUUCAAACAUUUUUGGUCUUCGAGCUCGGAUUUAUUAUUUUUGGGUCCUUCCAUGUGAACUUUUAGUGUUUUCGUGCAUGGUGUUGCACGAUUGGUUCUUGGAUAAAACGGUAUAAAUUGGUAAACACAAUUUGGGGAUUGGAAAGUGAAUUUGAUGUGUGAAUUCCAGUGUGGACUUUCCAAUCGUAAAUAGUCAGGCCCGGACUUGGAAUUUGUUUAAUUUGGGAAUUUGUCUAUUGUGAGAGGCAAGUUACAAAUAGCUGGCUUAUUAAGCGUUUUGCUGUGGAUACUAAACGCGCUGUGAAGAGCUGUACGCUAUUUGAAGGGUUUAUUUGUGGGGACCCAGGAGGUGUUGGUAGCUGGUGCUGGUGGCCUUAUUCCUUAUUGGGUGGGCUCUUAAGCCGCAAGUGGCUUAAAAAAGUGGACUUUUUUGGACAGUGCUUCGUAGUGUGGAGUGUGGCGAGUAAGAUUUGGUAAAAAAUAGUAAAGAACAGGUAACAUAGGUUAAGAAUUUUGUGGCCUCUAUAUUACUAUAAAUUUUGGUGCAUAUUUGUGUUUGCGUUACGUAUUAGGAUACAGGGCUUUUAUAUAAAAUUGUACAAUGGAGGAAGAGCUUAAAUUGUUAAUUAAAAAGCGAGGGGCUGUGAAGGGGCGAAUCACUCUUUUCAGAAAAUAUUUGGCAGAAAUUGAGGAUAAAGUUUCUAAUUUGGGGGAAAAUGAGCUUUUAGAUGAAACCCUUCUUAUAGAGUUAGAAACUAGAUGUAACAAAAUUGAGGAAAUCUUUGGGGAGUUUGAGGGUUAUCAAACUGAGAUAGAAUUAAAUUCUAAUGAAGAAGAUUUUGAAUUGAGGCUUAGUGAGAGGGAUGCUUUUGAAAAUGAUUAUUUUAAAGCGGUGAGUAGGGCAAAAAAGAUAUUAAAAUCUCGUAAGGACGGGGAUAAUAAAAGCGAUAUUUCGAGUGUAUCUGAGGCACCCUCAAACAUGAAUUCUGGGGCAAGUUUAAAUGUGAACAACGCGGUUCGCAAUGUGGUUACGGAAAAUCUUUCAAAUAGUGUUAAAUUACCGUUAAUUAAUAUUCCAACUUUUGAUGGGUCUUAUAAUAAAUGGCUGGAAUUUAAAGACACAUUUGAGAGUUUAAUCCAUAAAAAUCAGGGUAUCAGUGAAGUACAGAAAUUUCAUUAUUUGAGGGCGCAGUUAUUGGGGUCUGCUAAGCAAGUAAUCGAAUCUAUUGAGUUUAGCGCCGUAAAUUACAACAUAGCGUGGGAGUCAUUAUGUAAAAGAUUUAAUAAUAAAAGAAUACUUAUCCAAAACCACAUUUCGGGAAUUUUUGAGGUUUCUCCUUUGCGACAUGAGUCUUCUGAGGGCUUGAGAAACUUGUGUGAUACGGUGUCGAAACAUUUGCGGGCAUUAGAAAAUUUGGGUAGACCGGUGCAAUCUUGGGAUGAUUUAAUAAUUCAUCAUUUAGCCUCUAAGUUAGAUCGUAUUAGUUUAAAAGAGUGGGAGAGCCUUAAGGUUAAAAAUGAAACUCCUUUGUUGUCAGAUUUUAAAGAGUUUAUUAAAGGUAGGGCUGAUCUGUUGGAAACUCUAGAACAUUCUAGGAGUCCCAAGGUAGAGAAAGAUCACAUUUCAGGUAACUGGCGUAAACCCAAGGAACAAAAGGCAUUUUUAAGCGUUGGUAAGAAGUGUCCAGUGUGUAAAGACCUUCACGAACUGGUAAAUUGCAAAAGGUUUUUGAAUUUCCCUGUUCCAAUUCGAGUUAGUAUUGUAAAAAGAAAUAGGCUUUGUAUGUGCUGCUUUUCCUCUAAUCAUUUUAGUAUGAAGUGUACUGCACCUAAGUGUGCAAAAUGUAGUAUGGAUCAUCAUACAUUAUUACACUACUCUAGGGCCUCCUUAGAGGGGAGUAGUGCUCAGGUAAAUAAGGGCCAGGAAGUUGUUGUUAGUACUACGAGUGGAGGUACAGAGCAGACUAGUAUCACUAUGUCUACGAGUAGCGGUAAAAAUUGUGGGUAUCGCGGCCAACAGGUUUUGCUCUCAACAGCGGUGGUCAAGGUUAAGGAUGUCUAUGGUGAACUACAUGAAUGCAGGGCUUUAUUGGAUUCGGGUUCGAUGAGCAACUUUCUGACGGAAAAGAUGUAUAACAGGUUAGGGUUGCAGGGUAAACCAGUCGACGUUUCUGUGGUAGGGAUUAGUCAAAGCGCAUGCAAUGUAAAAAAAAGGUGUGAGGUUGAAUUUUUGUCUAGUUUGGGUAACUUUAAGGCUUCAAUCUCAUGUUUAAUAAUUCCGAGCAUAAGUGAGGAACUUCCACUUUAUGAGGUCAAUUUGAAGGCACUGAAUAUCCCUGGAAAUAUUCAGCUGGCAAAUCCAGGCUUCCAUAUCCCAGAAGAGAUUGAUAUGCUGAUUGGGGCUGGAUUUUUUUGGAAACUCGUGCGAGAUGGGCAAAUAUCGUUGGGCAAUGGUAUGCCAUGCCUCCAAAAUACAUGUUUGGGUUGGAUUAUUUCUGGAGAGUUCCAAAAUAAUAUAUCUGGUGGGAAAAAUUCUAAAACUAUUUGUAAUUUUGCAAUGGAUUUGGAUGAGCAAAAUCAGUUGCAAAAGUUUUGGCAAUGGGAGGAACCAGGAUUGACAAAAAAUGAGAAUUUGUCUUCUGAGGAGGUAAUGUGUGAAAAUUUGUUUGUUUCUACAACUUCUCGUGGUGAGGAUGGUCGAUUUGUGGUGACUAUUCCUUUGAAAGAUUCUGUAGAUAAACUUGGAGAUUCAAAACAAAUGGCUUUGCAAAGAUUAUUUUCCUUGGAAAGAAGGUUUCAAAAAAGUGAGUCGUUGCGUAAGCAAUAUGGCGAAUAUAUGGCCGAAUAUGAAAGAGUGGGCCACAUGACUAAGACUAGUGAUUUUCAGGAGGAUGAGGUGUCUUUCUUUCUUCCACAUCAUGGAGUGAUUAAAGAGGACAGCUCUACAACAAAAUUAAGAGUUGUGUAUGAUGGGUCGGCACAGUCAAGCAGUGGCGUCUCCAUUAAUGACUUACAAUACAUUGGACCUAAAAUACAGGAUAAUCUGUUGUCGAUUCUGUUACGAUUUAGGCAAAACAAGGUGGCAUUUUGCGCAGAUAUUGCGAAAAUGUACAGGCAGAUUUGGUUGAGGGAUGAUCAGAGGUCAUUACAAAGGGUCUUGUGGCGAAAUGAUCCAUCUGAAGAGGUUGAGAUCUAUGAUUUAAACACGGUGGUUUUUGGUUUAACAUCUAGCCCCUUUUUAGCCGUCAGGUGUCUAAAGCAGCUUGCGUUGGACUACCAGGCGAGUCAUCCGAAUGCUUCUAGAAUGAUAAAUGCUGAUUUUUACGUGGAUGAUCUCAUUUCCGGUUCGUCAUCUCUAGAAGAGGCAAUAGAGGUGUGUAAAGAGACUUCUAGUAUUUUAAUAUCAGCAGGUUUCGAGUUAAGAAAGUUUUGCUCCAAUAACAAGGUUUUUUUGAGUCAGAUGGGUCCAGAUAAUCCAGAUAUAGAAGGGCAUAAUGUUGUGUUGGAUCUAGGUGAAGGUGAAAAAACCAAAACAUUAGGACUAUUUUGGAACUGUUCUUUGGACGUGUUUACGUAUAAAAUUGGAUCUUCGUUGAAUAAUGAUGUGAUAAGUAAAAGAAAAAUACUCUCUGACAUUGCUCAGAUAUUUGACCCGUUGGGUUUGCUAAGUGCUAGUAUCAUAAUUCCUAAAAUCAUCUUACAGAAACUGUGGUUGCUUAAAUUGUCGUGGGAUGAUGAAAUUCCAAUAGAGUUAAGGAAUGAGUGGUUAAGGUUUAAAAGUGAAAUGUUGGAAUUUAAUAGUCUUUUAAUUCCCAGAUUUGUGUCAUGUGAAAAUCCAAAAAGGAUGGAAUUGCAUGGGUUUUCUGAUGCAAGUCAAAAUGCAUUUGGGGCUUGCGUCUAUAUCAGAACCGUUGACAGUUUAGGUUGUUUGCAGGUUAAAUUACUAUGUGCUAAAAGUAGAGUGGCACCAAUAAAGGCUUUAACUAUACCAAAAUUGGAACUGUCAGCUGCAUUAUUACUCUCAAAACUGGUUCAGGAGGUUUUAGAAUCAAAGGUGCUACAUUUUGAUGAAAUGAUUUUAUGGUGUGAUUCAACUGUAGUGUUAAGUUGGAUUAGGUCGCCGGCAAAUCAGUUUAAUCAGUUCGUAUCAAAUCGAGUGGCUCAGAUACAAACUUUGGUAGAUUGUGACAAAUGGCGAUAUGUAAAAUCUGAAGAUAACCCAGCUGAUCUGGUGUCCAGGGGUGUCUUUCCAUCUAAGUUAAAAAACAACAAGAUGUGGUUUAAUGGUGCUGAUUGGUUGGGACAGUUGGAAUAUUUUGUUAAAGAUGUAGAAAUUGUGAGUUUAGAUAAACUUCCAGAAACCAGAAAAAAGAUCCAGGCUCAUGUUUGUGUUGAGAAUAUUCCCUUUGAGCUACUUAAUAAGGUUUCAGAUUUUGAUAAAUUAAAGAGGAUUUUUGCUUGGUGUAAAAGAUUUCUGGAUAACUGUAGGAGCAAUAAACUUGGGAAAUUGCGUCGUUUUGGAGAGUUAUCUGUGGACGAAUUGAGAAAUUCUGAGAGGGAAUUAGUGAAAAUUGCUCAAGGUGAAAGUUUUUCUAAGGAGUUGGCUGUUCUAAGGAAAUGUCAAUUCAUAAAAAAAGGUAAAUUGUCAGGGUUAAAUGCUUUUCUUGACAAAGAUGGUAUUUUGAGAGUCGGUGGUAGGUUGAGGUUGUCAGGUUUUGAGUAUGACAAGAAGUUUCCUGCCCUAUUAAGUAGUAAACAUAUUUUAUCCAGGCUAAUUGUGAGGCACGAACAUAAAAUAUUGCUACAUGCUGGUCCUCAGAUGGUAUUGAGCUCCAUAAGAGAAAGGUAUUGGCCUAUUGGGGGGAGAAAUUUAGUAAAGAAAAUAAUUUACGAGUGUGUGGUAUGUGCGCGAGUUAAGCCGUUAUCUCUUGGGAUUCAAAUGGGCAAUCUUCCAAAAUCACGUUUAACGAUUCAGCCUCCUUUUAAUAUUACGGGGGUGGACUUUGCGGGGCCGUUUAAUCUCAAGAUUGCACAAGGUCGCGGUAAUAGAUUAUAUAAGGGUUAUAUAUGUUUAUUUGUGUGUUUCACGACACGUGCCAUACACUUAGAAGUUGUCACAAGUUUGUCAACAGAGGCUUUUAUAGCCACACUUAGAAGGUUUGUCUCGCGUAGGGGAAAACCAAGUGAAAUUCACUCUGACAAUGGUAAAAACUUUUUGGGAGCCUCUUCAAAAUUAAAAGAAUUUGGUCAUUUUUUAGAGGAUAAUCAAUCCAAAUUGGAAGGGUUGGUCAAAGAUGAGGGUAUAGAAUGGCAUUUCAUUCCUGCCUACUCGCCUCAUUUUGGAGGCCUUUGGGAGGCAGGCGUCAAAACUGUCAAAUAUCAUUUAAAAAGGGUGGUUGGCAAUCAUAAUUUAAGUUAUGAAGACUUUACAACGAUUUUGUGUCAAAUAGAGGCCAUUGUCAAUUCACGUCCUUUAACUCCGAUGUCAUCCGAUCCUCGCGAUCUGGAUGUAAUUACCCCUGCGCAUUUUUUAAUAGGUAGACGGCUUACCUCGGUACCUGAUAAGAACUUACUUAGUGUUAGUGAAAACAGGUUAGCGCGUUUUGAAAAGCUGCAACAAAUGCAGCAGAGCUUUUGGUCUAGGUGGUGUAAGGAAUAUGUGGCUGAACUUCAAAAUCGUGUCAAGUGGAAGCACAGUAUGGACAAGUUAAAGGAGGGUGACUUGGUUUUGAUCAAGGAGGACAAUAUUCCACCUUUGGAUUGGCGAAUGGGACGAGUAUUACGGCUUUAUCCAGGUGUCGAUGGAACCAGUCGUGUUGCAACUCUUAAAACUUUACGUGGUGAAGUUACUCGUUCUUUUUCUAAGUUGUGUCCGCUUCCAAUCGAAGCAGAUAUUAAAUAACGGGUGCGUGUUGUUUGUGUAAUGUGUUAAUUUAAUUUAAUUACGUUUAGUUAGGUUUACAGUUGUUUUGAGACUAUGUUAGUAUAUGUCAACAUAGUCAUGUUUGUAACCGUUUUAUGUAAGAAGAAAGUAAGAUAUGUUAGGUGUUAGGGUUUAUUAUCUUACAAGUAUUUUGUGGUUUGUUGAAAGUCUGGAUUCUUUCAAGGCGGGGGGGAUGUUAAGAAAAUUUGCUACUUUAAAUAAUAUUUAAGUUUAAUACAUUUUUGACCGUACGAAAACUCCUUCUUCUUGCGAAAAGAGCCAGACGGUUUUCCGAGUAUCUUCUUCCCGGCUUGAAAAAUAAUAUUUGUACGUAUUUGGUAGUUUAGUUAAGUUUUGGUUGUCGAUUAGUAUUCGUUACGAUGACAUAAGUUUAAGUCCGUGGCCGUCGUGGAUUGUAACGAUAUUUUAUAUCGGCAGAAUUUACCAUUUUAUGUGUUUUAAUACCGUGAUAAAUGUUAAUUGAACCAGUGAUGUACAGUCUGUGUUUUUAACGAAAUAAAAAUCCGAUUAAGAUAAAUUUGAGUCGCUUUUAUUUCAAACAAAGGCAAAGACGAAAAUUUUGUCAAAUACUUAAGACUUCAACCUGACAAGAAAAGCAUUGACCCGAUAAAAAUAAGUGCUUAUAGGAAAUUUCAAAAAAAAAUUUAAAAAAAAAGAAAUAAAAAUAAGUUAAAACCUCAUCUUUCCGUUAACUGUAGAAUUUUAGAUAUACCGUUGACUUCUACUAAUAUUGCAUCAAUAAACCGAUUGACCCAUUGUGUGGGGCUUAAUAUUUUUAAGCUGCCCUUAUAGAAUACAGGAUCGGCCUUCAAAUUAAUAAACUCAUAUUUUAAUUUUUGAAAUAAUUUUACAAAUAAAGGUUUUUCAUAGACUAUUUCACUAUUGUUUUAUACCGGAGUGUUUUACACCGAUAAAAUAGCAUAGCAACAGUCUGUUUUCUAGUGGCAAAACACUUACCUGAUCCUACCUGGGCAAAACCAACAUGCUGGUUUUUCUGCGACAAAAUUAACAACUCGGUAGGAUGUCAAAUAUAUUUGUUAUAUGAAAAAGAUUUUUUUUGGAAUUUUGAUAAUCUCGUGAAAUAGUCUAGUCCAAAACCA